ACGUGCUCCCGUAUUUGCUGCUGAAUAAGGUGAUCCGGUAUUGCAUCAAUCAGGUCAUAAAUAGCAUAGAUAGACGGAUGAACACUCUCAAACCUCUGGAUUUCCUGUCGGAUGGCCAGCGAAUUACUUAGCUAGUCAGUAUGAAUGUUGAACAUGAAAUCAAAUUACUUAUAGAGGAAAUAAAGCGUCUUGGCUCCCCAAAUUCUGAUGGAAAUGUGUGUGUGACAUUUGGAACCCUGUUUAAUGAUGACAGAUGUGCCAAUAUAUUUGAGGCCUUAGUAGGAACUCUUCGUGCCGCGAAAAGGAAGAAGGUUGUGACCUAUGAUGGAGAACUUCUACUGCAAGGGGUCCACGAUAAUGUCUCCAUAAAACUGCUCAAAGACACUCUGUGAUACUCAUUUCUAAGCUUUAAUGCAAGGGACACAAAUAGUUUGAUAAUGCUUUUUAUUUUUUGAUAUUUUUUUUCAACUCCUUAAAAAGUGCAAUAUAUUUUUGGUAUACUUGUGAUUAAAGUUUGUUUUACCAGUAGUAUCAAUUUUUCAAAGCAUUAACUUAUACCCCAGUCUAAGACUAAGAUUGAAAUGACCUCAUGCACUUGUAUACAGUAUGUAAAUGUGAUAUUUCGUACAUUUUCCAUGAUUGGUUUAUAAAAGAUAGCAUACAAACAGUUGAUUUCUGAAUUUAUUUCAAAACAUAAUUUAGCAAUUUAAUUAUUAUGCAAAAAAUGAUAUAUAUUUAUAUUAUUGAUAACUUUUGUAUUUUAUUUCUAACAAUGAAAAUAAAACAAACGUAAUAAAAUGUGCAUGUCUUGCAGAUAAACUAACAUACAAUGCCU
This is a messenger RNA of Saccostrea cuccullata (small rock oyster), 835 nucleotides long. Its product is annotated as costars family protein ABRACL-like. Lineage: Eukaryota; Metazoa; Mollusca; Bivalvia; Ostreida; Ostreidae. The transcript has 3 exons. The coding region runs from base 141 to 392 and encodes 83 amino acids. Gene Ontology annotation, biological process: regulation of actin filament-based process. The record is from RefSeq and is a predicted model, not a curated record.